AUGACAAAACCCAUUGAGAAAGACCACUGUGCUGCGGGAUAUUCCUUUUACAGUGUGAGCACUUUGAAAAACAGUUAUUUCUCUACAGAGUCCCUGCAAGAGUUUUCAGAAAGUCCAGCUAUGUCAAGAUGCAAGAAUCUCAGCUCUUCCCACUUGUUCGUGCUCACUGAUGCACCCAAGAGCAUCACUGAAUGGCUGGUGUUCUGGGAAAAGGAUCCAGUGGAGAUUCUGCUUAAUUUGGGGUUUGGUACAGAAGAACCUGAUGUCUGCACAAAAAUCCCUCCUCGGUUCCUCAGUGGUGCUUCUGUAGCAAAAGGGUUCAACGUCCAAGUCUUUUUGGAAGCUCAGAAGCAGCGGAUGGACAUUGAGAAGCCAAACCUAUAUGAACAUUUUUGACGGCUGGAAGUACUUGACCAUGUAUCCACUGCUUUCACAUCUUUGCUGACCGAUGUCAAUACCCAAUAGACCAAAGCACAGGACACUGGCAAGCGUAAGACUACUCUGCUGGAUGCUGCAAAGAUCAUACCUGCGACUGCACAAGUGAAGUGGAGAAGAAUAAGUUAUAUCCUGUAUAGGGCUUCUUGUUAGACACUGCUACUGAAACAGGGCUUGGUGGCACUUGGGAAACCACCUUGCACAGCAGGAAAGAGCCAUCCUGUUCUUGUGCAGAUAUUGCUGAGGGGGGGCACAGUCCAGAGCACACAUUUCUGCAUGUGUUACAUUGGGCUGUCUGACCCAGGAAACAAAAAUGCCUCAGCAUAUCCUACCUGCCAGUGUCCACUGAUGCCAUCAGAGAAAGCGUGGGCUUCAUUGCACCUCGUUGCAAAACAGCCUCACCUUUCUCCUGCAUGUGAGGUGCCUGCCAAAGACAGGCCAAGAAAGGAGCCAAUUUUGCUUGUGGUCCACAUGCUCAAAAAAGUGGCUGACUUAAACCGAAAGCACAAAUCUGAUUAUCAACCUCAACAGAUUCAGAGUUUUGAGGAUGAAACUCUACGUGGAAAUGCUCCUGACACCACUUCAGUUGAGUUUAUACAUUAUCCUUCUACCCUUACUGAGGGUCAAAAGGUGCUGCUGAUCGGGACCCUACACGGCCUCGGACAUGGCUCAAACUGUACAUUUCAUGAAAUUGAAGUUAUGAAGAGCUCCCACCAGCAUUUCCAGAAGAAGUUGAAUGAGAUUGAACAGCACCUGACCAAAGAGCAGGCGCUGUUUUCUGGUGCUAUGCCAUGUGAAGACCGGGAGGAAAGCAGAUACCUGCAACUCUUACAGUGAGCCAUUUGUCAGGAAGUUGCAGAGUUGGAGUUUCAGUUGAAGAAUCAAGAUUACCAAGUCAGCGAGAGCAUUCUGCAGCAGCUGGACAAAUUACUAGCAGAACAAUCCCAUCUGUAUUCUGAGCUUAAACUCUUUGACUGGAAGGAAGAAAGAAAAACUCAGAAUAAACAAGUGUUUCCAGAUGCUGCUAACACUGUGCAUCCUCGAAGUAGGUGCUCAAAAAUGGUGCACAGAAGAGCUCCUAGCAAAAACAUGACAGCAACAGGCUCCCUCUCUGCCCCACAACCAGGGCAACCACAACAGUUUCCUAUCAGGACAACACUUGAGCCAAAUUCAGCCAAGCCUGCCCCACAGAAGCUCUCUACCAGUAAAAAAAGGAAAUAA
Chiroxiphia lanceolata (lance-tailed manakin) is the source of this 1656-nucleotide messenger RNA. RefSeq names its product ITPR interacting domain containing 1 (gene ITPRID1). Lineage: Eukaryota; Metazoa; Chordata; Aves; Passeriformes; Pipridae. Gene Ontology annotation, molecular function: signaling receptor binding. The record is from RefSeq and is a predicted model, not a curated record.